CCGUAAGCGCUCGAAGACGAGGUCAAAAUGAAGGGGUUGCAUAUGGAAUUGAAGCAACUGACACGGGAGUCGAAUGAGCUCGAGCAGCACGCAGCCAAGCUGCGCGGCGGAAUCCAACGCCUAGGGCUGUCACACUCCGAUGGCAAAGGCUUGAACAGUUCUCCCUCCCUGGCUGUUCUCCAGGUAGUUGACGUGCAAUCGUCCAGUAUUCAUCCAUCUUCACCUGUUGCUGUUGCAAACGAUGGCAGCGAGCAUAUACCUCGAUUCAGCAAAUGGAAUGGUCAAGGAGAAGAGGGUUUGACAGGUCAGACCAACAAUCCGUCUCAAGAGGAUGGACAUGCGAGGCAGGAGGAAGAGCAGGAGCAGCAUGAAGCAAGGGUUGGCGAAGGUGGGAAAAUGGGGAGUUUGCAUGCGGAGCUGUGCGCUGCAGAGCUCCGCGCAGCGUCAUGCAAAGCGUCUGUGGAGACGACACGCCGUCUCCUUCAUGCACAUUUUGCAAAUGAGCAGACGCUGGCGGGGGAUGUGGAGGGAUGUUGGCGAGGAGCGGGAGGUGUCAAUGGAACCCCGACAUGGGGGGGUGAAAGCGGUGCUGCAGGAGCAGCGGAUCACCUCUUCCUUGUGCAGAACGAGCAGAGUGAAGCCCUUGCACAGGAGAUGGAGAGGCUCUCGCACGACAUGGGCAGACUGAGGAUUCUCUGCUUAGAGAUGGACAAGGCCUGCUCCAUGUCGAUGAUGCCUGUGGAACCACCUCUGGCGGGCCCUGGCCCGGUGUGGCCUUCCCGUCUGGAUGCACCAGGAAUAGACCAAGCACUGAGAGCAGCAGCAGGACCAGUAUCACGCACAGGAUCAGGGAUACGGCCAAGCCCAGCUGGCGAUGCCAACAGCGGGGCGUUCGUUAUGGACGCAGCAGUAACAGCAACAGCGCAGAAGGGUAUCCAGGGAAAUGCUGAGGAGACGAUGCCCGUGGAGCAGACUACUGCAGAGGUUUCUAUCUCCACCAAGAGGCCAAACCAGGACGGUAGGACAGACAAUCAAAAGACCGCGGGAAUUAUUGUAAACGAGGAGCAGGCAUAUCAUCAUCAGCAGCAGUGGCCUCCGUCCAAGCCACACCCGCCGCCGGGAAAUGGGCGGUUGCUGAGGUGUGAAGAGAACUUGGCUCUACGAGAGGGGGGGCUGCAACGGUCGUUGCCCAGCAGAGUGGGGGCGAAUGGCGCAAGCGAUCGAAGUGGAACAGGAGAAUCGCUGCAGCAGGUGGGGCGAAGUACGGGCUUUUCCCGCGGGGACGGUAAAGCAGUGGGCGGAGGGGUGGAGAAGGUGUCCCUGCGAUGGGGCGCCAGUAGCAGCCGGGACAGCAACACCAACAAUCGCUGGAAAAGCAUUGUGUGGGACCGACGCGACACACUGAGGAAGUUAGAGCAGUUGAAGAAGAUCGUUGCAUUCCUUCAGAGGAGGCAGAGGGAACUUGAAGAAAGGGCGGGUGCAUGUCUUGCUCAUGUGGAUGGGCCGGAAGAGGAGAAGGGUCGAUCUCCUGUCUUCCAACAGCAGCAGGCGGAACAACAGUUUUCCACACCUCUUAACCGCAUGGACGGAGCUUUGCCCGCCACCGCUGUUUCCAACAACCAGUUGUUAGCUUUCACUGUGCGUGCUGAUGAGAGAGAGAGAGAGAGCAAUGCUGGAGAAGAUGAGUCAGGUGAGGGGACACCGACUCCCAUUAUGCCAUCCCCGGUGCUAUUCUGCACGCAAUGUGGAGCGUACUGCAAUGCCAGCCGGAUCUCCUACAGUCCUGUGUAUGACGACGAUCGUCUACGAUCUCAAUCGGAAGACGAAGCGGAGCAUCGGCGGCGGCAGCAGAAACGCUUGCAUCCACUGGGCAAACGUCCAAAGCAAUGGAAAUCCCAAGUGGAGGAAGAGGAGGGAGAUGGGGGGGAGGGGAACGAGGAGGAGUGGGAGGAGGAGGGGGAAGGAGAGGACAGAGAUACAGCAAACGGGGAACGGAAGACGAUCGUGAAGAAUGCGGCGUAUUGCGCGGCAGUGCAGAGCUGCGAGGAGGGGCAGCGGCAGCAGCAGCAGGAGGAGCAGCAGCAAGAGGAGCAGCAGCGGGAAGGCGAGGAGAAAUAUGUUGUGAAACGGCUCGUCUUUGCUUCAUCUCCCGCUGUGUCGCCAAAUGAAAAAUGGGACGAGCAUUCUGUGCUUCAAGAAAAGAUAGGAGACGACAGUGGAAAGACCACGAAGCAAUUUGACACCUCUCACCAAGCAACAUUGUGGGGGUCCAGGGGCCCAUCUCGAGAUCCUCCUGCUGAGCGUAAGCCAACCAAACGACGAACCAGAAAGAGCGAUGAGGAGGAGGAGGAGGACGGGAAGGAGAGGGUGAGGUCCGUGGACUCGGACACACAGACUCCAUUGCCUCCCUACAGCAGAGAGAUCGCUGUUCAAGUAUUCAAAGGAGUGUGGAGGGAUCAAUCUCCGACCGUGGCUGGUGGGGAGCCAUUGGCGUCUUCUGGUGAUGGGCCGGUGGUGGGGGACCACCAUGUUGCUGCGGGACUCGAUGCCGGGGACGAUACUUUGGCUGCUGAUGCGGAGUCGCUCGAAGAUGAGCUCGAGCAGUACACCGUCUCAAUCCAGGAGCUUGUUAAGUUACUUCGAGAGGAACAGAAUGCUUUAGAAGAAUCCAGGAGGAGGGAGGAUGAGGCAGUCACUAGAAUCUGCACAUUGGAAGCGGAGCUCGACCGCGCAUCAAGAGAGAUUCGCGAUUUGAAGGAUCUGACAGAGCGGAUGAAAGCUGAGCAGGAUUCUGUCUGUCUGUCAACAAGUAUGGAGGCCGAGUGUGCUACAGUAGCUGCUUGGGACGGUGGUGCUGGCGUGGAAAUCGUUGAUGGUGACCAGCUGCAGCUAGGGUCCUUGUCGGAAAGGAUGGACAUGGACGAGUCCUCAUCAGUUGCGCAGGAGGUCCUUCAGAAUAGAGUGCAGGACGAAGGCGCAAGGGCAGAGGCCUUGUCUGAAGAACUUGCAGCCGAGCGUGAGCGGUGCAGUCUAGCUGAGAGUGAAACUGCAUUGUUGAGAAGUCGAGCUGAAGAACUGGCAACUGCUAUUCUGGAAUACGAGAUGAGGAAGAGAGAGUCAGAGCAAGAGGGCAGCCCGGUCUUGGCGUCAGGGGCGGACGAUGUCCUCAGCCAUAGCGGGUCUGCAAUUCGCCAACAAAUUGCUGCUCUUCAAAUCAGUCUUAGGACAGAGUUGACGGCACGGCAUCUGGCAGAAGCGAAAGUGGGAGAGCUGGAGAGGGAAGUUUCAGCACAAGCUGUGCGGUUGGAAGAACUAAAGCAGCACGCCAAAACGCUUGCAUUAAGCCUAAAAAAGGGGCAGAAACUGGGGCAGCAGGCAGACGAUCCUGAAGUCAGUCACUUGGAAGCCAAUCUUGAGGGGGAGGAGCUGAAUGGUGAAGAAGAUUUGCUAAGGAGCGAUGAGACAACUGAUGAAGAACAUUUGCUAAGGAGAAGGGCGGAGGAGAUGGUCGAGGGGUUGGCAACAGAACUUGGCCUGCUAUCGUCUGCUAUGAGGCAGUUGACUUCAAAGUCACAGUGGAAGGUUUCGCAGGCAGUGAAUGAGAGAGAGGAGCAAGUGCGGAUGGAAGUUCUGCUGCAGCUGUUGCGGCAAGAACUUAAGCCACAGGGUGCCGGCCAAGAAGGCGGUGGUGGGGACGGGAGCCAGAUGCCUGAUGAAACUGCUGGGGAGGGAAAAGCAUUGCAAUCACAGGAAGAAGGGCACUGCCAAGAGCAGCAGCUUCAAGGACUGGAGCAGAGCGAUGCACUGAUAACGAACAAGCCACAUAUAUCGCAUGGCGAAACAAUGCCAAAUACAGAGGAGGGGCAACAGAAAACAGCGAACGGGGUCGUAGUAUCUGCAGUUGAAGAGAAGGAUGUGGACGAGUCCAGGGAUGAAAGAUUGGAGGAAUGCAAUUCGCAUCCAAAGGUUGCACCUGAUUUAAAGUCGAUGUGCGCUGCAAAUGAGGUGAGUCAAAUAGAUGGGGGGCGUGGACACCCAUCCCUUGGGAGGAAGGCGCACUCGGAGAAAGGAAGAGCUCGAUCGUGGGAAGGGAUAACAGUGGAACAAGUUGGGCAAGAUGUGGCAGAAGUCAGGUGGGAUGGGAAAGAAGAAGAUGCUGUAGAGAAGGGGAAAUUCCUGAGCUUGUGUUUAGAAAAGGCUCUGAAAGGACAAUCGAUGGCACAGCAGCGUGUAAAGGAAAUGGAGCAGAGAGUUCGAGACCUAGAGGCCAGUCUAUCUGCUGCCCUCAAGAUGAAGUCAGCUGAUGUACCUGGUAGCCGGUAUCGAAGAAGAUUGUGGCAGCAGGGGAUUCAUGCUGUCAUGCAGGGGGUUUUGGUGUGCUAUGCCUUGUCUGAUUUCAUGAGCAGUAGUGUCUUCACAACCAAAGCCAUUCCUUUCCCGACAUGAUGAACAUUCUCAGUGAUGACCACCCUGCCAUCCAUCCAUCUUCAGCACCUCUCCCUGACAUGUUUCUGCCUCCAACUGUUCCACCAGAUCAUGUCAGGUGGCCAGUCUUUUCACCCUGAUUUUCCCCCCACCAGCAACCAACCAAAUGCACAUGGCCAUGCAAUUUAACACGUCCCAAAUUAGUUGGCGAAAGAUUGAGCGCAGCACCGUCAUAUGAGUGCGGGUGGGCAUCUGUCACACCGCAUGGCGGAGGUUCAACAGCCGCUGUGAAUAUUCCUGUUACCAAUGGAGAGCUGUCGGUGUCCUGUGUGGCAUUAGCCCAUCCAUGGUCAACGUGAAUGACUGGUCAGCGAGAACG
This is a messenger RNA of Chara braunii, 4804 nucleotides long. Lineage: Eukaryota; Viridiplantae; Streptophyta; Charophyceae; Charales; Characeae. The record is from the annotation of a GenBank genome assembly.